AUGGAUCGAAUUUACGACAUGAUAGUGGCCGCGAUGGACUUUGUGUGGUCCCUAUGGCUCAGCAGCUGCACCAGUUCCUCGUCCCCAGCAGGCGACCAGCGGGGGCUCUGUGGCGAUGCCUUCAACCCAUCGUGUGCGACGGACAUCUUGUCGCCAACGUCCCCGAUCCAGUCGACGACGCCCAUGACCACCAAGGUCGAGCCUGUGGUCGAAGAGGGUGAACCCCUUGGGAUGUCUUCGCCCCUCAAAGUGCUUAUGGCUCAGUGGGGUGACCUGGAGGACGUCAUCAACACGAUGCCGACACCAACCCAGAGCAUUGACGAGCUCAUUGCCGCCCUCGAGGCUAUCGACUUCUCCAGCAUGCUGGAAACUCCACAAGACUCGUGGCCACAUGACAACGAAGACCAUUGCAACCAAGGUGAGCGGUUGAGUGUCAGCUCCGUCAUCGACGAGGACGACGACGCGCCGUUCUCCGUGGCAUUCACGAUGCAAGGCAUUCUGAGCUCAUGGCGGGACGAAGUUGUCGGAAGUGACUGGCUGCAUAACUCGAAGCGGAUGUUCGUGCGAGGCUUCGACUGGUCGUGCAAGAUGUUGUGCGAAUCGCAUCUCAUGCCGUUCAUUCAAUGCGCCAUCAACUUGCUCGGUGCAUUGCUGCCUUGA
This is a messenger RNA of Aphanomyces astaci, 660 nucleotides long. RefSeq lists its product as hypothetical. The transcript has 2 exons. NCBI's taxonomy places the organism in Eukaryota, Oomycota, Saprolegniomycetes, Saprolegniales, Verrucalvaceae. The record is from RefSeq and is a predicted model, not a curated record. Bases 1 to 660 code for a protein of 219 amino acids.